This is a messenger RNA of Vigna angularis (adzuki bean), 3157 nucleotides long. Its product is annotated as protein argonaute 4. Gene Ontology annotation, biological process: regulatory ncRNA-mediated post-transcriptional gene silencing. The coding region runs from base 120 to 2828 and encodes 902 amino acids. The record is from RefSeq and is a predicted model, not a curated record. The transcript has 23 exons. Gene Ontology annotation, cellular component: cytoplasm. Gene Ontology annotation, molecular function: RNA binding; protein binding. NCBI's taxonomy places the organism in Eukaryota, Viridiplantae, Streptophyta, Magnoliopsida, Fabales, Fabaceae.
GUUCGAGGAGAUGAACAGGUGUUUAUAAUUCUCUCCCUGCCACUGUUAUAAGAAGAGGAGUGGGGGAACAAAGUCGCCUGGAAGAUUAUUAGGGUUUCUGCAUACACACUUUUCCGGAGAUGUCUUCGUUUGGGACAAAUGGCGCUGAGGAAUCCCUGCCUCCGCCACCACCUGCUAUCCCAUCAGAUGUAGUGCCUAUCAAAAUGGAGCCGGAGAAAAAGAAGGUCCUGAGGCUUCCAAUAGCCAGGCGUGGCCUUGCUUCUAAAGGGAUGAAGUUGCGACUUCUUACUAAUCACUUCAGAGUAAAUGUUGGAAACACUGACGGUCACUUUUUUCAGUAUAGUGUAUCUCUUUCUUAUGAAGAUGGACGCCCUGUAGAGGGUAAGGGUGUGGGGAGAAAGGUCCUUGACAGGGUUCAGGAGACAUACAAUUCUGAAUUAAACGGGAAGGAUUUUGCCUAUGAUGGCGAGAAGACACUUUUUACCCUUGGCUCUCUUGCCCGUAAUCGUCUUGAGUUUACUGUUGUUCUUGAGGAUGUUGUCUCUGCUGGCAGAAAUAAUGGAAAUGCCAGCCCUGAUGGACAUGGAGAAAUCAAUGAGAACGACAAGAAGAGAAUGAGGCGUCCAAAUAGAGCGAAAACUUUUAAAGUUGAGAUUAAUUUUGCUUCAAAGAUUCCACUGCAAGCCAUUGUCAAUGCUCUCCGUGGACAGGAAUCUGAUAACUAUCAGGAAGCAAUAAGAGUUCUUGAUAUCAUUCUGAGGCAGCACGCUGCUAAACAAGGCUGUUUGCUUGUGCGCCAGUCGUUCUUCCAUAAUGAUCCGAAGAAUUUUGCUGAUGUAGGAGGAGGUGUUCUUGGCUGUCGGGGAUUCCAUUCUAGUUUUAGAACCACCCAGAGUGGCUUGUCACUUAACAUAGAUGUCUCAACCACAAUGAUAGUUACCCCUGGGCCUGUGGUGGACUUCCUCAUUUCCAAUCAGAAUGUAAAAGAUCCGUUUUCUCUGGACUGGGUAAAGGCCAAGAGAACACUGAAAAAUUUGAGGAUUAAAGCAAGUCCAUCCAAUAAAGAGUAUAAAAUUACUGGGCUUAGUGACCUCCCGUGCAAAGACCAACUGUUUACAUUAAAGAGAAAGGGUGGAGUUGAUGGUGAUGACACUGAGGAGGUGACCGUGUAUGAUUAUUUUGUUAAUCGUCGAAACAUUGAUCUCCGCUACUCAGGUGAUCUACCAUGUAUUAAUGUUGGAAAGCCGAAGCGGCCAACAUAUAUUCCCCUUGAGCUUUGCUCUUUGGUAUCCCUUCAACGCUAUACCAAAGCUCUAACCACACUCCAAAGAUCCUCAUUGGUGGAGAAAUCUAGGCAGAAGCCUCCAGAGAGGAUGAGAGUGUUGACAGAUGCUUUGAGUCGAAGCAAUUAUGGUUCUGAACCUAUGCUUCGUAAUUGUGGUAUUUCUAUCAACUCUGGCUUUACUGAAGUUGAAGGUCGUGUUUUACAAGCUCCAAGGUUAAAGUUUGGAAAUGGGGAGGAUUUCAAUCCAAGAAAUGGGAGGUGGAACUUCAAUCAAAAGAAAUUAGUUAGGCCUGUAAAAAUUGAAAAAUGGGCUGUCGUUAACUUUUCUGCCCGAUGUGAUGUACGAGGACUUGUUAGGGAUCUCAUCAAGUGCGGUCAAAUGAAAGGAAUUGCUAUUGAACAACCUUUUGACGUCUUUGAAGAAGAUUUUCGCAAUAAACGAUCCCCACCUUUGGUUAGAGUCGAGAAAAUGCUUGAGUUUGUACAAUCUAAACUUCCAGGGCCUCCACAAUUUCUUCUUUGUCUACUUCCUGAAAGGAAAAAUUCUGAACUAUAUGGUCCAUGGAAGAAGAGGAAUCUUGCUGAUUUUGGGAUUGUUACACAGUGUAUAGCGCCUCAAAGGGUCAAUGAUCAAUAUUUGACCAAUGUUUUGCUGAAAAUCAAUGCCAAGCUUGGUGGCUUGAAUUCUAUUUUAGGAGCUGAACAUGCUCCUUCUAUCCCAGUUGUUUCCAGAGCCCCCACCAUUGUUAUUGGCAUGGACGUGUCUCAUGGCUCCCCAGGGCAAACUGAUAUUCCUUCUAUUGCAGCGGUGGUUAGCUCUCUGGAGUGGCCUCUAAUAUCAAAGUAUAGAGCAUGUGUCCGAACCCAGUCUCCGAAGGUUGAAAUGAUUGACAAUUUGUUUAAGAAAGUCUCCGAUGGGGUGGACGAAGGCAUAAUUAGGGAGUUACUUCUUGACUUCUACAGAAGUUCUGGGAAUAAAAAGCCUGACAAUAUAAUCAUAUUCAGGGAUGGAGUCAGUGAGUCCCAGUUCAAUCAAGUUUUAAACAUCGAGCUCGAUCAAAUUAUAGAGGCUUGCAAGUUUUUAGAUGAGAAGUGGAAUCCCAAGUUUUUGGUUAUUGUGGCUCAAAAGAACCACCAUACUAAAUUCUUUCAAGCAGAUGCUCCCGACAAUGUUCCUCCUGGAACUGUGAUUGAUAACAAAAUUUGUCAUCCUCGGAAUUAUGACUUUUACAUGUGUGCACAUGCUGGAAUGAUUGGUACUAGUAGGCCUACACAUUAUCAUGUUCUGUUAGAUGAGAUUGGGUUUUCAGCUGAUGAUCUGCAGGAACUUGUGCACUCGUUAUCAUACGUGUAUCAGAGGAGCACCACUGCCAUAUCUGUUGUUGCUCCAAUCUGCUAUGCUCACUUGGCUGCUACUCAGAUGGGGCAGUUUAUGAAAUUUGAGGAAAGAUCGGAGACAGCUUCUAGUCAUAGUGGUGCUCACCCUGUCCCUCAGUUGCCUAGAUUGAAUGAUAAUGUCUCUAGCUCUAUGUUCUUUUGCUGAGGAAAUCCUAAUGCUGCCUUAUAAAGGAAACACCGAUGAACUUUUAUGCUGUUUAGUUGACUAUAACUGGGAAGACAAUUGGACUAGACUUGGCGCACGGCUGCGCAGUAGGUUUUUGAAAGAUUAUUGCACAUGUUAAAGCAUUUUGCUCUUGCGUUUACAUGUGUUUAAUCUUUUACUAUGUCUAUUAUAAUCAAGUACUUCCACCCAUUUUAAUGAUAGCUUGUUAAUAUCUUAGUAUUCGAAUGUGCACUAUGGAAGGCCCGUGGUUUAUUGGAAAAUAUCCUUGGUUUUUCAGAAGGUUCAUAUGAAAGCAUUUUGGUGUCCUA